AUGUCUACUAGUACUGAGCAAGAUCUAAUCUUCAUUCACUUCUGGAAGUUUCCCGUUCAACCAUCUGUAGGCAUUAUCAGAGAAAUCGACGUAUUCUCCACGAUUCAUGGUCCAGUGAUUCACGAUUGGGAAAUUCGAGUAGGACCUGACACGUUUGGAGCUUUUCGGCAAGCUGGUUUGAGAAAUAGACACGUACAGCUUCGCCUCCGUCCUGCAAUGUUCAGAGAGCAUAUUGCCGAAGCAAAUAAGUGCAUGUUCCAAAUGAAAGUACGAGAUCGGCAAACAGGAGAAGAGCUGCUGUCACCUGAACCGUGCACUGUCGUUCCAGCGGUCAGUGAGCGGACCCAAGGAUUCAAAGUCCCUCCUACAUCUGCGAUCGGUGCCACUUUAAUACAGCUAUAUCAAGUCGAAUAUGCGAAAUCACCACCACGAUGUCGAUUUCCCCGAGUCAGUUUCAGAAUUUCGGAAUGGGAAAUGCUGGCGCCAUCCACGCCUCUUCACCUCGACUGGCGGUUUCGACUACUUGACGAUAAGUCCUGCCACAACUUCAUGAUCGUGUGUCGUGACGGGCAGAUGUUCACGUCCAAGGAGGCGCUCUACUUCUGCUCUCCAUUCUUUCGAGAGUUCUUCAAUGGAGCUGGUCGAGAAGCGGACAAGGUGGAGCUCCUGGACUCGGCAAUCGAUGCUGCUAGAACAGCUGCCUCAGGUCAUGUCACCCUCCCUUGUAAAAGACAUCUACAAUCUGGCAAAUCGCACAACGAAGAGAUGGAAGUGCUUAUCGACUGGUUCUUGACGGCACACGAAUGUCAUAUGAACAAGUUGCAGAACGCAGCCGUAGCCUAUUUAACCAUCUAUCACCAGAGAGAAUACAUCGCUGAGUAUGGUGAUGGCGAGGUGCCUAAUCCUCGCCCAGCUGCCGAACGUCUCAAUCGAGGUCAUGGAGGAUUCCGAACAACACCCCAUCAGCGGGUUCUCAACGCCCAGUUCAGCGUCAGUUGUGUACGUGGAAUAGAGAAGGUAGAAGCGUGA
This is a messenger RNA of Cooperia oncophora, 1029 nucleotides long. Lineage: Eukaryota; Metazoa; Nematoda; Chromadorea; Rhabditida; Trichostrongylidae. The record is from the annotation of a GenBank genome assembly.